Messenger RNA from Diorhabda sublineata, 1004 nucleotides. It is a transcript of the gene Coa7, whose product is annotated as cytochrome c oxidase assembly factor 7 homolog. The transcript has 5 exons. The record is from RefSeq and is a predicted model, not a curated record. Gene Ontology annotation, molecular function: protein binding. The coding region runs from base 167 to 916 and encodes 249 amino acids. NCBI's taxonomy places the organism in Eukaryota, Metazoa, Arthropoda, Insecta, Coleoptera, Chrysomelidae. Gene Ontology annotation, cellular component: mitochondrial intermembrane space.
AUUACACAUAUUUCGUUAGAAUGUAUUCUUUGUGGUUCUAUAAAAGUCAUUGCAUAAUCUACUGUUGAUCUAUUGAAAUUAAUGUGAGGUUAUGUCAUAAAGAUAAAUUAGUGAAAUAUUUGCCUUAUUUAAUAAUAAAUGUCAACUAAACUUUCCGUAUCCAAAAAUGGCAUAUAAUUUCAAAUCAGAAAGUGAAGUAAAAGAAUAUAUUAACAAUUUAGGCAUAGAAUACAGGUUUGGUUGUUACAGCGAAAAAAAACCAGAAGUGUGUCAUUUGUUAGCCGAUUUUUUAGAAUCGAUUAAAAAAGAUUAUGAAAAAGCUGGCAAAGUUUAUAGAACGAACUGCGAUGAUUAUAAAUAUGGUAAAAGUUGUUUAAAAUAUGGAACUUACAGUUUAUUAGGAAAAGGUUCGAAAACAUCAGAUUACAAAUUGGCUUACGAUUAUUUCGAAAAAGGAUGUCAUUUAGAAGAACCCGAUUCUUGUUUGAACCAAGGAUUGCUGCUAAUAACAAAAAAUGAUAAACCUGAGUUGAAACAAGAUGUUAUUAAAGGUAUGCAGCUAUUAGAAAAAGCAUGCCAGCACCAAAAUGGAAAUGCAUGUUACUAUUUAUCAGGAAUGUACAUUGUUGGUGUAAAGAAGGAUAAUCUCCCAGGUAGUCUUUUCCAAAAAGAUUACAACCCAGAAGAGUACCUGGUUCAAAAAAAUAUGAAAAGAGCCUUUGAAUUUGCAUUGAAGGGAUGCGAUAUGGGAAAUAUGUAUAGUUGUGCAAAUUUAUCCCAGAUGUAUGCAAAAGGCGAUGGUGUUGAGAAAAAUGAAAAGUUGGCGGAAAAAUAUAAAACCAAAGCGAUGGAAAUGCAAAAGGAUGCCCAAAGUAAUAAAACUUUAACCUUCCAAGAAGGUUUAAAUCCAACCUAAAUUCAAUUAGUAGCAGAACUAGUUUAUAUUUCGAAUUUGUAUAUAAAUAAAACAAUAAAUUAUUACUGAACUGGUUUAUUUUUGAAAA